UCCUCAUCGGCGCCACCAUGCUUCAGGCUGCUGGACUCCUGCUGCUGCUGCUGGCCAUCACGUCACCAGCAGCUGGAAUCAGAGAUGGCGGAGCGGCGGCGCACAGCGUGGAGUCUGGAGGAUUGCUGCAUCUGGCUGACCUACUGAAAUCAUCUAGCAAACCUUCAGCCUGGGAGUCGAGCCGGCGCAGAUCCCGGCGGUCGGUGUUUCUGCAGCCUGGAGUGAGAAUCUGCUCCCAGGAGAGCGUCGACGAAGUUCUGGCCAGCCACCAGGCCUACUACCAACUCAGAGUCUGUCAGGAGGCCGUGUGGGAAGCGUUCCGGAUCUUCCUGGACAGAAUUCCCGGGACGUGGGAAUACCAGGCGUGGGUCCGCAGCUGCCAGCAGGAGGCGCUCUGCAUCUCUGACAUCGCCAGGAACUUCAGCAGCUCGGAGGAGCACAUCGGCCUGAUCCACAGGAGGAUGAAGAACCGCAGAGAGAGACGACCAGAGACACGAGCGGUGACUCCGGCAGCAACACAGAAGACCCCAGAACUCCCAGGUUCUGAAGCUCCGCCCAGCACGUCUUCAUCGCCUCCACCUGCCAUCAUCAUCAUCACCUCUGCUGCCCCGCCCAGUCCGGUAAUGGACCACACCGGACCGGCUGGACCCGACCAAGAGGACCCGGAGCUGCCCAACCUGGUUCCCGAGGGUCCUGAGGUCCACACGGUGCAGUUCAGUGUCAGCCUGCUGGACCCGGGCUACAGGCAGCUGCUGGGCGAACCGGACUCACCGGAGUACCUGGACCUGGCGACGCACCUGCAGGACCAGAUGCGGCUCGUCUUCGACCGAUUGCCGGGCUUCAAAGCCGUCAGCGUUCUGGGGAUCCGUGAGACGCUGGAACCUGACAGGGCUGAAGGAAUCUCGGUCCACUACUCUGUGGUCUUUGAGAACAACAUCCAUCACGCAACCUCAGAGACAACCAGAGAACCAGAGGCCUCUGCUGACUCUGGACUCAGAGAUAUGUUGGUCAAGGCUUUACAGGAGAAAGCUUCUCUGCCAGUCGACCUGGACUCCCUGAACUUCCAGCCAGAAGUUAUCAUCCUCCCAACACCAACGUCAUCUGCAGCUGAAGAGAUGGAUGAGCCCAGUGAACCUGAUUCCCACAAUGAGUUUAAAGUCUUCACCCCUGAGCCUGAGGUGAAUAAACUUCAUCCUCCUCUCACCUCGAAGGAGAAGGAAAAUGACCUUGUAACCCUGCUGGACUCCACCACUGUCUCACAUGGCGAGAUGAUCACGGUGACUGAUGGGAUGGCACUGAUCAGUGAUGAUCCCCCGGCUUCAGAGGACAUUACUGAUGAUUCAGAAGAAAUUUACAUGAUUGAACCAGAGCUGUCGAGCCAGGAACAAGAGGAAGAGGAAUUGCUCAUCAUCACACAUGAGAUUGAAACCAUUCAUCAGGAUGAAACGGGGGAACUUGUGCGCGUCUACAUCCCAACCCCAACGCUGCUUCUUCAGGGGGAGGCGGACGAUCCAUUUGUCACUUCGUCUCCUAACCUGAUAUCAGAGGAAGACCUCAGUCCUGUUGAAAAAGAGGGAGAAAGUCCUGUGUUUAAACCAACAGCUCAGAUUGUAUUCACUGCAGCCAUUGGCAAUAAGGAGCUGUCGGAAAUCACAACUCCAAGUUUCAAACCUGCAGACCUCACAGACCAGCCAUCCACAGAGCCAGCAUGGAUCCCUAAAGAGGAAGAAGACAUCAACGCUCUUCCACAUGAAGAAAAGCUAGAUUUAGGUUUUUCAAAACCUGAACCAAGUGACGUUAUGGACCAAGAAUCACAGGAUGUUAGAAGUUUGCAAACUGAAGUAGAACUGCUAGAGCCAGAGGAAGAUACAGUCAUUCUGGAGGUUUUAAGGCCAAACCUUGAGAAAGUAGAAGUCUCAGAACCAGGUGAAGUUGCAGUUGAAAUGUCAGAGUCAGGUGAAGCAACAUUUGAAGUCUCAGUGCCAGAAAAAGAAGAAAAGCCAUCAGAGUUUAUCACGGAAGUAGUUGACAUUUCAAAUCCAGCCACAACACCUGACACUUCAGAGACAGAAGCACCUGAAGUUUCAGAGCCACACCAAGAAGUUCAACAAGUGUUACUAAUGGACAAAGAAGUAGUGGAUGUUUCAAUGCAAGAAAAAGAUCCAACUAAAGCAUCAGAGACAAAGAAACAGUCGAUUGUCGAAAGUCAGGACGAAGUUACAGAGCCAGAACCUGUGGUUCUUAUUACAGAGAAGGACCUUGUUGAACCAGAAGAACUGCUUCCAGAGACGGACUCUGAUGAUACCAAACCUGAGGUUUUCACAGAGCAAGGUGUAGAAGACGGUGUCAACAUUUUGCAACCAGAAAAAGGAAUAGUUGAAGUUACAGAACUAGAAGAAGAACAGAUAGAAAAAGUAAUUGAGGUGUCGCUUUUAAUUCCUCAACUAGAGGAAAAUCUGGUGGAGGUCCCAGAAAAAGAGGAAGAGGUGGUGCUUGUUGACUCCAAAGAUGAAAAAGUUUUAGAGAGACCUGGUCAUGAAGUUCUGAAAGAAACGUUAGCUGAAGUCCCUGAAGAAAAGGGUCCUGAUGUCACAGAGGAAAGGGUUCCCAUAUUUAUGGAGGACAGAGUUCCUGAAGUCACCAAGGAAACCGUUCCCAGGGUCACCGAGGAAGAGAGAGUUCCCAAACAUAUAGAAGAUAGGUUUCCUGAGCGCUCAGAAGAAAGUGUUACUAAAGUUACACAGGACAUGGUCCCUGAAGAUGCUGAGGAAACUGUGUUCAAAGUUACAGAGCAAAAGGUUCCCAAAGUUACGGAGGAGAACGACAACAUGGGUGGAGUUGCUGAUAGAGUUUCUGAACCACAGGAAGCAGUUCCUGAGUUGGAUAGAGAAGGAGUUAGAGACAAAUCAGUCCAUGUGGUGAAGCUUCAAACAGAAGAUGUCACUGAAAUUGCUAAUGCAGAUUUUGAGGAUGAAAUGGUUGUAGUUGCCUCACUUGAUGAGAGGCUGGUGGACAUUGCACAGCCAGAACCUUCUUCAGAGAAGACUGAAGCCAUAGGUGACUCAAAAAGUCCAGAACUGGAGACAGUAUCAGAACCAGACAAAGACCGAUUGGACUUCUUACCAGACUUACCUAAAGGUCCAGAACCAGAAGAGGAGGUCAUAGAGCCAGAAACAAAGAGAGAUUCUACAGAACCAGCUAUUGAGUCAAUCAAAAUCCUCCAGACUUUGGAAAGCAUGGAAGAACUUCACUACAGAGAGGAUAGUGUUCAGGUAGUGGGGGAAGAGCCACUGGAUGGUUCUGAUGAACUCAACCCAUCAGCGGAAGAUAAUCUACCCAUCGUACCAGGACUCAUCUACCCAAUCACAGAGGACGUUGAUAGAACCAACAUAGAGGUGGAGAGAGAAGCCAGUGCCUUCAGAAUACCAGAACCUGUCCAGACUGAUCUACCCAUUGAAGCAGCAACAUCUGUCUCAGCCGCAGCAGAUGCAGAGCCAGAGGUUCAGUCAGAGGAUUCUGGAUCGACAGAUAACUCUUCAUCAAAGACACAAGAAGAAGAAAUGUUUGUAACUCGUAGCCCAGUCUCAGAAGCCCUUCCUGCACCUCCAUCUGCUGUCGACCUGGUUCAAGUACCAACACCUGGCCCGACUGAGGACUCUGAGGACAGAAGUGAACCAGAACCACCUGUUGCUCCCCAGGUGGAAACGGCAGAUCCUGAAAGCCUCACCGCCUCUCCAGGUGGGGAGGAGUUUUCUGAGGAACUGGACCAGAGCAACACUCCCAGUAAGGAGUCAGUGGACCCUGCCAGUGAUCUGACCUCUGCAGCAGAGGAAGAUGCCGCUCCUCUAAGAUACUUGACCACGCCCACCAUGACCACCGCCAGCAACAGGCAGGAGCUGGUGGUGUUCUUCAGCCUGCGCCUCACCAACAUGGACUUCUCUGAAGACCUUUUCAACAACACCUCAGCAGAGUACAGAACCCUGGAGAACACUCUUCUAGAUGUGCUGCUGCCGUACCUGCAGGCCAACCUGACGGGCUUCAGGAAACUGGAGAUCCUGAACUUCAGGAAGGGCAGCGUGGUGGUCAACAGCAAGAUGCGCUUCUCCCGCUCCGUGCCCUACAACGUCACCGAGGCCGUCCGCUGCCUGCUGGAGCGGUUCUGUUCCCCCGCCAGGAGGCUCCAGAUCGACCGCAGCUCGCUGGACGUGGAGCCAGCUGAUCGGGCCGAUCCGUGCCGGUUCCUGGCCUGCGGAGACUCAUCCCACUGCGUGGUUGACCACCGGACCCAGGAGGCCCAGUGCCACUGCGAACCGGGCUUCCUGGCUCAACAGAACCGGUCCUGUCGGAGCGUCUGUGAGCUGCAGCCCGAGUUCUGUCCAGACGGGGACUGUCACGUGGUUCCAGGCCGAGGAGCCGAGUGCAGACCCAGAGGCGGAUCUCAGCGGUCCGGCCUGACCAGGUAGGAAGACGCGUUGGAUCGGACGGGACCAGAGAACGUGAAAAGACUCACCAGAGCUUCAGAGGAUCAGCAUCGACCCGACUGAAUCGGGUCAGAACCGAUGAGCCCGUUUGAUGGAUUGGGACAUCGGGUCUGCAGCUGGUCGACUUCAGCUGAAGGUCCAUCACAGUUGGGUUUAGGCCCGGACUUUGACUAGGCCAUUGCAGAACCUCGAUUGUCUUGUUUUCAGCCGUUCUGACCCAGUUCUGCUGGGUUUGGGAUCUGAGUUCUGUUGGCGACCCAGUUGAAGACCAGACUAUGUUCUGUCCCAAAACGUAGAUCUUCAAAGUCUGAGAACAACUUCCUCUUCCAUAUCCCGCUUCCUGGAGAACUGACCUUUAACUUCCUUGGACAAAACCCCGAACGCCCAUCACCCCGGAGACGACCCUAGAGAUGACCCCGAACGCCCAUCACCCCGGAGACGACCCUAGAGAUGACCCCGAACGCCCNAUGA
Molecule: messenger RNA, 4952 nt
Organism: Poecilia reticulata (guppy)
Lineage: Eukaryota; Metazoa; Chordata; Actinopteri; Cyprinodontiformes; Poeciliidae
Gene: impg1a
Product: interphotoreceptor matrix proteoglycan 1a
Biological process (GO): visual perception
Source: RefSeq, a predicted model, not a curated record